ACACAAAUAUUUGUUAUGAUUUUCUAGAUGUCUUCUGCUGUGUCAAUGGCCCCGCCUUCUUCAUACCUGUGGGCAGGGCAGGUGUGGUUUUAAUGUAGUUCAACUCAGAGGCAAGUCGUCCGGUUCCCAGCUGCGGAAAUCAGCCGGAUUUAAUGGCUGGCGAAAAAGAGUCGGAUGUCCAACCAACUGUGUAUUCUCAAAAAACACCUGUCCGAAAUGUGUGCGGCACGUCUGCGUUUACGAUCAUUGACAAGACAACAUUAUGGCCACGGCCGCUGGCCCGAACAUGGACGCUGAUGCUGUUGUUGGUCACAUGCCUUCUCUAUUGGGCACGGAUGGCCAUGCCAAUCUGUGCCGUCACCAUGGCGAAACAGUUUGGAUGGAGCAAGACAGAAACUGGCAUGGUACUGGGGGCUUUUUUCUGGGGUUACUGUUUUACUCAAGUACUUGGAGGCCAUGCUGGUGACAGUAUUGGAGGAGAGAGGGUAUUGCUUCUAUCCACAUCAUGCUGGGCAGCCAUGACAGCUAUAACCCCGCUGUUGGCCAACAUAGGUGUUCGACCCCUUGUUACCAUGGCGAUGGCUCGGUUUCUGAUGGGUGUAAUGCAAGGGGUUCACUUCCCUUCUCUCGCCAGUGUCUGUGCUCAGCGUGUAGCAGUUGGAGAGAGAGGAUUUUUGAUGAGCACUUUAGCAUGUGGCUGCUACCUAGGGAUGCUGUUGGUUGGAGGUGUGGGUUCGCUGAUGCUGGAUUGGUUCGGAUGGGAGAGUGUGUUUUACGGAGCUGGUCUCCUUGCUGCUUGCUGGACCUUUUAUGUAUGGAAAUGUCUUCUGCGAGGUCCAUUUUUUUCCUUUAACUCUCCGCGGGACUCUGUGACUGAAGCCCAGCCAGCGGCCUCCAGAACCCGCUGGCUGUAUUUGCUCAAAGAACCAUGCGUCUGGGCCAUGAUCAUUGCCCAUCUCUGCUUCAGUAGCACCUAUUACACCCUCAUGUCAUGGCUACCCACUUUCUUCAAAGAGACAUUUCCUCAUGCCAAGGAUUGGGUGUUUAAUAUGGUGCCUUGGUUUGUGGCUAUGCCCUCUUCGCUGUUUGGUAGCUGCAUCUCUGAUCAUCUCAUUAAGCAAGGUUUUGGGACAGCGACUGUAAGAAAAAUAAUGCAGUUCUGUGCUAUGGGAAUUGCCAGUGUGUUCAUCUUCCUUGUCUGUAAGACAAGCAACUUUCUUCUAGCUGUUGCUUGUGUGUCUAUGGCUGUUGGGCUCUCUACUUUUAAUAACAGUGGGGGUUCACUGAACGUGCAGGAUCUGGCACCAUCAUGUGCAGGAGCCCUGUUUGGGUUUAUGAACACAUGUGCUGCUUUUACUGGUUUGGUGAUGGUGUAUAUAUCUGGAUACAUGAUUGAGGUCACAGGUUCCUGGCUGACUGUGUUCUCACUCUUGGCUUUGGUGAACAUUAUUGGUGUCACUGUAUUCAUUGUGUUGGGUAAAGCUGAGCGAGUUGACGUGCUGGAUCAGCCUCAAAGCAUAUGAACAACUCUUUUUGUAAUAAAAAAACAAACAAACAAAAGAAACAGAAGAGCUUGGCAAGCAAAUUGAAAAGUAUUUGUUUAACAGAUGAGUGCAUCAGUGUUUUCAUUGGAACACAGCAAAGCACGUAAUGUGUGUAUACUGUAUUUAUAUAUGUAUGGUAUGUAUGUAUGUAUGUAUAUUAUAAUGUGUAUACAUUUUCUUUUAACUGUACCAUUAAUACAGUUUGCAGGAGUUGUUGGAAAUGAUGUGAUUAUCCUGUACAGACCACAAGACAAUGUUUCAUUCACAUUUUAUUUAUUUAUUUAUUAUUUAAAUGUUAUUUAAUAUGAAACAAGGUUAUUUUUUAACAUUUUUCUAAUAUAUUAAAUAAUUAAACUGUCAAUAUUAACUACCUGGCUUUAUGUAUGAUAAUA
Molecule: messenger RNA, 1936 nt
Organism: Paramisgurnus dabryanus
Lineage: Eukaryota; Metazoa; Chordata; Actinopteri; Cypriniformes; Cobitidae
Gene: slc17a9a
Product: solute carrier family 17 member 9a
Biological process (GO): ATP transport; transmembrane transport
Molecular function (GO): transmembrane transporter activity
Source: RefSeq, a predicted model, not a curated record